Triticum turgidum subsp. durum (durum wheat) is the source of this 2145-nucleotide messenger RNA. The record is from the annotation of a GenBank genome assembly. NCBI's taxonomy places the organism in Eukaryota, Viridiplantae, Streptophyta, Magnoliopsida, Poales, Poaceae.
AUGGACUUCAAGAGAGAAGUACCUGCCAUAUGUAAAGGUCCAAUCAUGGUACGUCAUAAAAAACAGUAUAACACUAUGGGCAUGGUAGAUAAUAAGCAAAAUGUCAAGGUAAAAGAAGAGGAAGAUGAAAAUAUUAAUACGAAAGAGAAAAGGAAGCAAAAUAAAGCUGAAGGUGGUAAGAAAGCAGAGGAGAAGCAAAAUUCCUCGAAGAGGAAGAUGAAUAAGAACAAGGAGGAGAAAGAGAAGAAAACGAGAGUUGUUGAUAAAAAGGAUGAUGAGGAGAAGGAGAGGGAGGAUCGGAGGAAAAGAAAGGAAAAUGAGAAGAAGAUUAAGUCACAUAUGGAAGGAAAGGAGGAGAAUAAGAAUGAGAAAGAAGAACAAGGGCAGCAAGAAAUUGAGAAAGAGAAAGGAGAGGAACAAAAGGAGAUAAAUAAGCAGAAGGGAAGGAAGAAAAAUGAUAAAGAGGAAGAGGAUUUGAAGGAAAGGCAUGAGAAGGACCAGAAUGGCAAAAAAAAUUGCCCUCACUUCUUUAGGGCGCUCAUAUCCUAUUCAUUUAUGGAACACGUGACCAUUCCAGUAGGAUUCCACAAAUACUUGGAAGAUUGUACAGGAAUGGUUUCCCUGAGAGGUCCAAGCGGGAAUAAAUGGCCCGUAGAGCUGGCUAAAAUCUCUGGGGAGCUACGCUUUGCACGUGGAUGGAAGGAGUUCCUCUCCGACAAUCGCAUCGGGUAUGGCUACAUGCUGGUAUUCCGUUACGAGGGGCAGUCACAGUUCUCAGUGAUCAUUUUCUUGCCAUCGUCCUGCGAGGAUCCCUAUGCGUCUCUCGCCCAGCCGCAGCGCAAGGAUGUCGACGUGGCUGGAGAGGAAGAGAAAGGGCUCAUGAGCACCAAUGCAGAUGGUACUGCCCCUCAAGAAGAAGACGCUCACACUGGCACCAGUGUAGAUGGUACACCACAAAAUGAAGCUUCAGAAGAAGAAGAUGCUUCAGAAGAUGAAGAGGCAGAGGAAGUUGAAGACGCAUUAUCAGAAACUGCAGAGAACGAGGAAGACGGUGAAUGUCACAUGUGCAGCGACGAUGCAUUAGAACCAGCGCAACAACAACAGGAGGAUCUACGCAAGACCGACGAUGGUUUUGUGGUCGGGAAGAGGGCUAGGUUUAGGAAGGUUGAUGAUAUCAUGGCAGAAGUGGACCGAUCCAAGAAGUCCAAGACUGUGGAGAGGAAGAACUCUGAAGGUCCAUCUGGUGAUCUAGGUUCUGGGGGAGCAGCAUCAAGCGAUAGUUUGGCAGAAUCGGAGCAUCGUCCACCCAAGAAGUCCAAGGCUGAGGAGAUAAGGUCUGCAUCUGGCGAUUCACCUUCUAAGGCGGCAGCAUCAAGCGACAAUUUUGCAGAGUUGGACAGUCGUCCAUCCAAGGAGUCCAAGGCCGAGGGUAAAAGCUUUGCUGGUCCUUUAAUUGUUUGUACCAGUUCUUCUAGUUCAUCAUCCAAAAGAGUUCCCCUCAAAAAAUCUUCGGAAGAAACAAUAUCAAGUGACAAUUUGGCAGUUCAUACAGGUGUAUUCGCACCAGAAUCUGUGUGCACGGACUUAACCAUGUGGCACAAUUCUUUUGGUAAAAGGCUUAGUAAGCAGAAUCAAUUCCCAAUGUUCAACAAGAGCAAUGGUGAAAACCAACCUGGCAGAGUUCUCAUCAAGGUUAUGAGAAGGCUGGGAUUAACAUCACAGAGGCGUCCAGUAACUCAAAGGGAGAAGGAAUGUGCCAUGGAGAGGGCGCAGAGGUUCAAAUCCGAGAGGCCCUUCGCCAUCAAGGCAAUGAAGCACAACGAUGUCUAUGCCUCGUACUUCAUGAUCAUCCCGGACAAGUUUGUGAAAACAUUCCUCCCCAAAGAGAGUAGGAAGAUGACGCUGUGGGACCCGCAGGCAAAGCCGUGGAAGGUGUGGUACGAGUACACCGGCGGUGAGUGUCCUCGCGCGGCGUUCAGUGCCGGGUGGGGGGCGCUCGCCAUGGAGAACAACCUGGAGAAGUGGGACGUGUGCGUGUUCGAGCUCCUGGACCAGGAAUACAAUAUCAAGCUGCACGUCCACAAGGUCGUGAUGAUGAUCACUCCCUGCAUCCUCGCCCCAAAACCUCGCACAAACGAGCGAUAA